GACUCUGGUCGGGGAAUCGGGCGAAGGAGAGCUGGGACGGAGAACAGGGGGUGGUCAAUGGUCACCGCGAUCGAGGGAUUAACAUUGAGUCUGCAGAGCGACAAGCUUUCUGCUUCAGAAGUUGGACCCUAUCUCCUCGGGGCGACUUUCCAUGACUGUGGAGUCCGGAUGGGUCAGGAUGGGUCAGGAUGGAGUCCGAGUGCCCGUCUGGCCGCAUUCGUCGCUCUGGUGGGGAUCCCCGGCGCUUUGCCCAUUUGGGCCGCCCGCACGGGUUGUCACGUGAGAGCAACGCGUCGCGUGUUUCCCUUUGGCUGCCACUUUCGCUUCCCUGCGAUUCAUUGCGCAGGGCUGGGCCAAUUGUGAAACAGCUGCAGGUCUGCAUCGCAGCACCGUCAUUGCCCCCCACAGAUACCCCCCGUACAGUCCAUUCCAUUACCUACCCCAUACCCUUUCCCCCCUGACAUCAACAUCAUGGACCCAUCACAAGUUCCCAUCCCCGACACAGACGAGGGGUUGAACUCCGAAUUCGACCAGCUUCGGGAUGAGCUGAAGAUGGUCCGAAGACAGCGGGCGCUGCUACGGCUGCGCAGCCGACUCGCACGGGAGGAGUACCUGCUGGCACAGGAGCGACAACAACACCGGGCGCUGCGUCCUCGAUCCCCGAACGAAGUCGCCCGCAGCCCCAACCCACCACUCGAAACGCUCAUCACGCGGCCAUCAUCGGGGGGGCUGGGCUUCGACCCCUUCGAGGUCCCCGCGCAGGGCAUCAAACGCUCCUACUCCGAAGAACCCCUCGUCACCCCGCUCGAACGGCCGCCCUACCUGUCCUCCACCGUCAUGCUCUUCGACGGCACCCGCCCCGAGUUCCGAGACAUGUUAAUGGAACUGCAAGCCCACUUCGACCGCUACACAACCUACUUCUACUCCCGCGACGCCCCCCACCGAAAGAUGGAAGAGACCCGAAGGCACAUGUCCGGCCGACUGGCACGGAAGUGGGAGGAAUAUGUGCUGGGACACCCGGAGCGGGAUCGGUGGCGCAACUUCUGCUCGUUCGUGGCGGACUUUCGCGCCGAAGGGCCCGUGGAUGUGGCCGUGAACCCAGCGGCACAUCGAUAUAAUCUUGCGAUGCAAAAACCGACGCAGACGGUGCUGGAUUACGCCAGCCACCUGACGCAGAUGGAGCAUGACAUGGGGGUGGUGUACGACGACGAGGCGCGCAUUUUCAAGCUCUGGGAUAGUCUGCUUCCGGAGGUGCGCGCCGCAGCGCCGACUCCCGAGUCGUUUCCGGGCGAUUUUAGACAGUGGAUCAAGAAGUUGACGGGGAUCGAGCUCCGCAUUCCCGGUCGGUAUGCGGUGAUCGGGCCGAAGGUGGAGAAGCUGUCGAAGAGGCAGCGGAGGCUGUGAGGGCCCGAGGGGAAGUGGAGUGCAAAAGGGACUGUAUGCUAUGAUGCUACGGAGUAUUGUUGUAACGAUAUCAAGAACAGCCAGCUGCCGCAGUGCGAGCAGCCCGCCAAUACAUU
Aspergillus heteromorphus CBS 117.55 is the source of this 1520-nucleotide messenger RNA. RefSeq lists its product as uncharacterized. NCBI's taxonomy places the organism in Eukaryota, Fungi, Ascomycota, Eurotiomycetes, Eurotiales, Aspergillaceae. Bases 472 to 1404 code for a protein of 310 amino acids. The record is from RefSeq and is a predicted model, not a curated record. The transcript has a single exon.